Molecule: messenger RNA, 900 nt
Organism: Rodentolepis nana
Lineage: Eukaryota; Metazoa; Platyhelminthes; Cestoda; Cyclophyllidea; Hymenolepididae
Source: the annotation of a GenBank genome assembly
AUGGCCUCUAAGGUGAUAGGGCAACAACGAAGUAAAUCGGACUGCUUGUUUGGGGAUAUUUAUUAUACUUCGAGUAUUCCUAAUCACUCCCAUUUUAAUAAUGCAUACCUCAAUGGUCCGAUUAGUAACGUGGAGUUGCCCUUCCAUGGUGUUGCUGCUACGUCAGUUAACACCACGUCUUCAGAGUUUAUGUGUCACCUUAUUCAGGUAUUAUAUACAGGACUGCCUCCCCCAGAUCCAAUGAUUUUGGAAGCCCUAACUCAUAACCCUCAUUUUUUCCUUUCCCUCUGGCCCAAUUCUGCCUCUGUCGUGGGUUUCGAUCCUCCUGGAUUGUCAAACGAUGAACGGCGCAAACCACACUCCCGUCGAAUUUCUUCCACUGUUAUGCGCAUCUUCUCUCCGAUGCGGAAAAAAUCCCGCCGCCUUCGAAAAUUAUCUCAUCAACAAACACGCACUCGGUCAUUUCGACCCUCUACAACAUCCCUUCCGGCGCAAAUAAUGAUGCCAAUGUCUGGGGAUGUUGGCACCCGGCAUGACUAUUGGUGGUCUAUGUUACAGCUUGCGAGGGACAUUACGAAUCCUCCAGUACCAUUUCAGACCUCUCAACCUACCCGUGGUUCUCCUGCAAUUGUUUCGAUUUCGGAUGAAUCCAAAAGGACGAAGGAUACCUUGGAUACCUCACCAGCAAUGACUGAGACGGCUGAUAAUACUUCACUGGCCUCCGAUGGUGUUUCACUAAAUCAGGAAAUAGCUUCGGUUCCUUCGCAAUCUUCUCCUGUUCCAACCCUCUCCACUCCAGACGCUUUAACAGAUGAAGCUCAAAUUGCAAAGUUAAAGCAGAAUGCUCAACGGAUAGAGGCUGCUAUUCGGAAUAUUGAAUCUCGUAAAUCUAGUGAGUAG